Messenger RNA from Mycena citricolor, 2208 nucleotides. The record is from the annotation of a GenBank genome assembly. Lineage: Eukaryota; Fungi; Basidiomycota; Agaricomycetes; Agaricales; Mycenaceae.
AUGCCUCUCUCAUCGCUUUAUGGCUCCCCUCGGCUGCCCUCUGCAGAAGCUGAUCUUCAACUUCGCGAAAGAUUACUCUCCCCUCAGGCCUUCAGCAGUCUCAGAGGCGGUCGUCGUGCCUUAUCAAGCACCAUCGCCCACCUGGCCACGAUGCUUAUGACCCAGCCUGAGAAUCAUCCCGACAUCCAAUCUUGGGUCCUGUACUGCAUAGGCCCCGUCAACCUCACAGAUGCAGCUGCAAUAAAAUUGUUCGUCGAAGUCCAAGUCUGGCGAGCGAUGGAAUCAGAAUCCAUGGCACUGGAUUUACUGCUUCAAACCCAGGUUUGUGCAGCCAAGAACUACGUGGAACCCGAGAUCUCCGUGGAUAGUGUCUUUAACCAGGAUGCUGAGAACACUGACAUGGGUGAUGCCGUGCUGAGUGCCCUAGCUGCUGUGGAGCCUACUUUGCAGAACACAGAGCGUAGCUUUCAAGAUCUCUUUUUGCAGUGGAGAGCUAUCCUUGCUCGGGAUUUCUGCCUGUCUCAGAAUCCUUUGUCACUACAUCCUGAUAAGUCCAUGAAGGAGGUAGUGGAGAUUCUCCAACAGCUCAGGCUUUUCAAGCCGAGUACAUACAGUCAGCCUGCUUUCACACAGGCUCUCAAGUCUAGUGGAUUAGCAGACACUCUGCUGCUGAUCAUCAAUCCUCUUACAAGAAGAGAGAUUGAUUUUCCCCACAUUCAAGACACUGAUGGAUCAUACCAGUGGAAGCAAAGGUUUGGUGAACUACUGUUCCUUUUUACCCCAGAGGAUGCUAGGGAAUCAGUUGUCACUGCUCCAAGUGAAACCAAACCACAUGACAGAAAGAAAACAAGUCGUGAACUGUCCUGCAUCCAAAAUGCUAUGACGGAUAGAAGAUUUGCUGCCCAGCUACUCAGCACUUCCACAAAUAUUUUUUUCCUAUCUUCUCAGCAGACAUGGUGCCACAAUUGGGAUAUAUGGGUUUUGCCCACAUUGUUAUCUCUUGGAUACAGUGAUGCUGCAACAUGGGACUCAACGGCUCUAUACCGUCGACUAGUAGCAUUGCAGUCUCCAAGCGUUCACCCUAAAGUUGCUGCUAUUUUCAAGAGAGCUGCUAGUGAACGUGCUCUACAGAAGGAGGCAAUCCAUGGUUCAUACAGACCAGCUGGUUCCCAGUCCUCCAAGAGGUCUUUCUCUGAUCGUCAACAAUUGCCUGAGCAAUCUUCUGCUUCAGCCCAGUCUCAUCUAGAUGGCUGCAAGAAGUGCAUGGGCUACCCUGACAACCAGAAGUGUGUCCAAUACAUCUUUGUGGAGCCAAGAAGCACAGCAGAGAUCAAGUCAUUGCAAGGCUGUAUAAUAACUUAUGCAACUCGAGAGAAUAUGCCACCAGGUCUUGAAGGCUAUUCAAUACAAUCACCUGAUGAUCUGGGGUAUAGACUGAUUGGUCAUCGCUCUGAGGUGUAUCAAAGAUGUCAGCAAGAUGUUACCAUCUUGGUGGAUAAGAACACUCAACAAAAAGUAGCAGGAAUCAAGUUCCAGGCAAUGGACUCUGCAACACUUAAAAAGGCUCAGUGCAAUCAUGAGACUGUUGUGACAUAUACCACAAAGGUGAAGAGAUCAGGCAACACAAGAGUUCAUGGAGAUCUGCAUCCUGUUGGUUCACGUGUUCCUUCUGGAGGCCGUCCUGGUGAUGGUUAUGGUCCAUAUGCAAGUUUGGAUGCUCAUACAACAAAUGGAGUGGCAGCAUUAUUUGCAGCAGCAGAGGAUGCUGAUGUGCUCUUUGCAACUGUCAAUGCCUUUGCCCCAGAGAUCACCAGGGGUAUCGAGACAACCUCCCGUGAUGCUGGUGUCAGCUACUUGGGUCGUCAUGGUGGCACUGCUUACCACUGCACAAAUUAUGUUGCACCUCUACAUCUUGAUCAUGAUCUGGAGUUCUCUUUGACAAGUCAACUCAAGAAGUCAGGUGAUAGCAAUGACUACAACUUUGUUGUUGCACAAUAUGGCAUUGUGUUUUGUACAAUUGCCAACAGUGUAUGGUUUUUCAGGCCAGAUCAUCUACAUGGCACUGUACUUCCCAGCAAGGCCAACAUUGCUACCAGCCAAUCUUGUGGUACACACACCACACUUCGUGCCAAGGAUGUCAAGAAGGCAACCAUGCUCAAGAAAGUUCGGGAGUCCUAUGACUCCCAGGCUGCAUUUUGGUCACAGUGA